Hypoxylon fragiforme is the source of this 426-nucleotide messenger RNA. RefSeq lists its product as uncharacterized. NCBI's taxonomy places the organism in Eukaryota, Fungi, Ascomycota, Sordariomycetes, Xylariales, Hypoxylaceae. The record is from RefSeq and is a predicted model, not a curated record. Bases 1 to 426 code for a protein of 141 amino acids. The transcript has 3 exons.
AUGCCACCACCACCACCACCCACCAAACUCUACCGCCGCCUCGACGUCGUGGACGCGACGCCGGACGCCGCCGCCGAUGCCGCCGCCGUGCGCGCCUGGCUGGCGAUGCUGCUGCACCGGCGCUCGCACCCGGCGCCCGCGCGCGUCAUGGACACGCUGGCCCCCUGGUCCGGCCGCGACCUGCACCGCGCCUCGUACCUGCUCACGCGGCACCGCCUGCGCGCCGAGGCUGACGGCUGCCUUAUCGCCCGCGAUAUCGUGGAUGCUGCCAAGGUCUUCUUAGCUGACCAGAGGCUUUCGUCCCCCCCUCCUUCUUUAGCAAUCACGCCGGAAAGCGAGACUGCAGCAGCAAGGCUUGAAACCCCGAAGACUGCGUUAAGGGGGUGGGUGGUGGGGGAGGGUACAAAGCCUCAACCUGGUAGCUAG